Messenger RNA from Cucurbitaria berberidis CBS 394.84, 1740 nucleotides. RefSeq lists its product as uncharacterized. Gene Ontology annotation, molecular function: ubiquitin protein ligase activity; protein binding. Lineage: Eukaryota; Fungi; Ascomycota; Dothideomycetes; Pleosporales; Cucurbitariaceae. The transcript has 3 exons. Gene Ontology annotation, cellular component: nucleus; cytoplasm; GID complex. Gene Ontology annotation, biological process: proteasome-mediated ubiquitin-dependent protein catabolic process. The coding region runs from base 141 to 1397 and encodes 418 amino acids. The record is from RefSeq and is a predicted model, not a curated record.
CGCCAGCACGACGGCCAUGGACAGCAGCAGUGCCAUCUGCUGGUCAGAGAACAGCUACUUACUCCAAACUGACGCUCACUCUACCACGCUGGCCAUCAGCGAGACCUCAUAGCCACUCACUACCCGCGCCGUGGACAGCCAUGGAUGACCUCCGGGAGCAGGUGGAGCUCUUCGAGAGCAGCGCCAACCUCGCAACGAGCAUAAGCCAGGUGCAAAAGGCCAUUGACCUUCUCACUGCAGCUCGGGCCAAGAUUGCAGCGGAUGCGAAGACGGCGCCCUUGACCCUCGCAAAGCUCCAGGACCCCUUCAAGAAGACGCUGGAUGCUGCGCAGAAAGAUCUCAAGCCCAUCUAUGCCGGCCUUAACAAGUAUGGCAAGGCGCUGGACAGGAAAUUCAAAGACAAGCCACUCCCCUCGGCUGAAAAUGACGCCCUCUCCUCGCACCCCUCUCUCAUCAACCGAGCCAUAGCCAUGCAUCUUCUCCGCGAAGGCCAGUUCGGCGUCGCAUCCACCUUCGUCGAAGAAGCAAACCGCCACCCGCCGCAUCCCGAGCCCACCCUCAACACACCAAACCCGUAUCUACGAGAGUCAUGGGAGAAAGAUCUAGCCGAAGGAACAUUCAACUCUGAAAAGUUACAGCAGCAGUUUGCCCAAAUGUACCAUAUCCUACACCAGCUCCGAAUCGAGCGGAACCUGAAGCCCGCCAUACAAUGGGCGCGAGAACGAAGCGACAUACUAGAAGCGCGAGGCAGCAAUCUCGAGUUCGAACUAUGCCGCCUGCAGUUCGUCUGCCUUUUUGUCGGCCAUGGUCAACCAGACGAUAUCAUGAACGAAGAAGAGAACGCCUCCGGUCCCUUGCACGCAUGGAAGUAUGCGCGCCGCAUAUUUGGAGACUUCCAGAACAGAUACGCGCGGGACAUACAGCAACUCAUGGGCGCAAUGGCCUACUGGGAAAAUGUCGAGGACUCGCCCUACCAAAGAUACUUCUACAAUGACUCCGCCUGGGAGGAAGUAGCGCAGUCCUUCAAUCGGGAAUUCUGCUCUUUACUUGGCCUGAGCGCAGACUCACCGUUAUUCAUCGCCGCGACAGCUGGCGCUAUAGCCCUUCCAUACCUCCUCAAGCUCCAAACCAUCAUGAAGGAAAAGCGCACCGAAUGGACGACGCAACACGAGUUGCCCGUCGAAAUACCAUUGCCAAGCCAGUACCAUUUCCAUUCCAUCUUCGUCUGCCCCGUGAGCAAGGAGCAGACAACCGAUACCAAUCCACCCAUGAUGAUGCCCUGCGGCCAUGUUAUUGCACAGGAGAGUCUGGAUAAGUUGAGCAAGGGCGCGAGGUUCAAGUGCCCUUACUGUCCAACCGAGAGUCAUCCUCGGGACGCGAGGAAGGUUGUGCUGUAGGAUGCCAACCGCAAAAUGAGGAGGAGGGCGGCUACGAUCGAUGAGGUGCUGCAGCUGCUGAGGAACUUGUUGGCGACGUAUUUAUAGCAUUGACUCACGGCGUAUAGGAAGGACACAUUCGGGCGUUAUGAGGAACUGGCGUUGGGAAUCGACGGUGCGGGCUUUACUGUCUUUUGCGUCUGGCACUUGCUUAUUAUCUCUUUCUUCUGAUAUCAUAUUCUCUUAGAAGAACCAAUACUAUCCAUACUCACUAAGCAAAGCAAGUAAAAUGAUCGAGCAAGGGUAUUGCACAGCUAUAGCCACUGUGUCAAAUGAUCGUUCAAUUCAGUCAGUUACUUCAACA